This is a messenger RNA of Eriocheir sinensis (Chinese mitten crab), 1592 nucleotides long. RefSeq names its product ovochymase-2-like. Lineage: Eukaryota; Metazoa; Arthropoda; Malacostraca; Decapoda; Varunidae. Gene Ontology annotation, biological process: proteolysis. The transcript is spliced from 14 exons. Gene Ontology annotation, molecular function: serine-type endopeptidase activity. The coding region runs from base 58 to 1503 and encodes 481 amino acids. The record is from RefSeq and is a predicted model, not a curated record.
CACUGUAGCAGCCUGUUAGACACUAGUAAGUCACUAGGCGUCUCUGCUAUCUGACACAUGCAGCAUAACGCCACUAUGCGCUGUUUCCUGCUGUCCCUGGCUGCUUCUUUCACAUUUAUGUGGGGAGGCUGCUAUGCCCGGGAUCUCCCGCUCCACAGGGAGCUCCCAGUAUCUUCCCUACACCUUAUACGGGGGAACGGGAGUCACGUCCAACCAAAGGAUGGCCACAUGAGGGGGAACGGAAUUUCCGUGCAACAUAUAGGAGAUACCAGGCAGUCGGCUCUCGAAUGCAGUGAUUACACGAUGUCUGCAGGAGGUUAUGCAGUUAUUCAGUCAGAAAACUACCCAGACAAUUAUCCCAACAGUCACAACUGCUACUGGACUUUCGAGACCACUGAUGAUUCUACCAUCUCCUUUUCUUGUGAUGAUUUCGAUGUGAGAUCAUCCAGUGACUGCAGAAGAGACUUCAUGGAUCUUACAGACUUCGCCACAAUAAACUACAGGUUCUGCGGCACUGGUUACAUCGAACCGAUCACUGAUAUGGAAGGCUUCGUUCAAAUCAGAUUCCGUACCAACAGAAGAGGAACUGCAAGAGGGUUUUCUUGCGAGAUAUGGGCUUCAUCUGAUGUGACAACCGGAAGCACCACCGAAGCAGGUUCCAGUGAAUCUACAGCUAGCUCAGAAGGACCAACCGAAAGCAAUUCUACCAACGAACCGCCUUCAGACGACUGCAACUGUGGCGUGCGCAACACUGCUUCUCGGAUCGUGGGCGGCGAGGAAACAACCCUUCACGAGUAUCCGUGGCAGGUGGCGCUCGUCUCAAAGAGUGGUAACAGGCCCUACUGCGGAGGCUCCAUCAUCUCUAACCAAUGGAUUCUUACCGCCGCACACUGUGUUGAUCGCAACACCGUCUCAGAUACAGAUAUAGUUAUCGGAGAACACGACUGGUCUACAUCAUCUGAUACGUCGGCCACGGAAAGGAAGAGCCUCUCCCAGGCUAUUAGGCAUCCCAGUUACAGCUCGCAGGCAUUAGACAACGACAUUGCGCUACUGCAGCUAGCUGAGCCCAUCACCUUUCCAAGUAACAACAAAAUCGCCCCGGUUUGCCUUGCAACACCUGAUAAUCUUUACGAGGCUGUGCAGGCCACCAUCACUGGCUGGGGCACGCUCAAGUCAGGAGGAUCACAGCCGUACAAGCUCAACGAAGUGACGGUACCGACAAUGACCAACGCAGCAUGCAAAGCCACUGGCUACGACGACGAUGAGAUCACCGCAAAUAUGAUCUGCGCCGGAGUGUCAGAGGGAGGAAAAGACUCCUGCCAGGGUGACUCUGGUGGCCCCAUGGUGACUGGCUCAGGCUCCAUGCAACAGAUCGGCGUUGUGUCCUGGGGAUACGGCUGUGCCGAUCAAAGAUACCCCGGCGUCUACACCAGAGUCAGCAAUUAUGUUUCAUGGAUCGAGGGCAAAAUAGCUGGAUCUCAAACCUGCACACCUGCAGCCUGAACACUUCGUCUUCAGAAACUCUUGAUGUCUCGCUACGGAGAUCGCCGUAAUUUGUCACUGGUGCAAUAUCAAUAAAAAAUAAUGCAGCA